This is a messenger RNA of Hansenula anomala, 504 nucleotides long. RefSeq lists its product as uncharacterized. Lineage: Eukaryota; Fungi; Ascomycota; Saccharomycetes; Phaffomycetales; Wickerhamomycetaceae. Bases 1 to 504 code for a protein of 167 amino acids. The record is from RefSeq and is a predicted model, not a curated record. The transcript has a single exon.
AUGAACAUUCAAUUAUUUUUUGCUACUUUCUUUAUUAUUAGAGUUGCUUUAGCUGCCAGCCUUUCAAUUUCAUCAUGGAUGACAAGAACAAUUGUGGUUACAAAUUAUGGUGCAACCUAUACAAAGACACCCGUCGAACUCUACACAGGGCAACCAACCACUACACCAACUUCAGGUACCUACACAACAACAAUAUAUGUCUCAAACUCAAUGGAAACCUAUACCAAAACAAUGUUGAAAACAUAUGGUUUGGUUUCGGAAUCUACUGCUUCAACUCAUUUAACAGUUAAAAACCCAUCGGAAACUUACACAAAGACAUUGUCAACUACACUUGAAGUCUCAUCUGGUGGUUCCAAAUCUGAAUCUUCAACAAGUGCUACUGAUGCUGAAGCGUUGACUUCAGGCUCCACCUCAUCCUCUGCUGAUGGUGCUACUGGACUACAAGCUGUCGGUAGAUUGGCUGGCUUUGAGGCAUUAUGUGCAAUAGCAAUGAUGUUAUUCUGA